Raphanus sativus (radish) is the source of this 1023-nucleotide messenger RNA. RefSeq names its product DNA replication complex GINS protein PSF2-like. The transcript has 9 exons. Gene Ontology annotation, cellular component: GINS complex; nucleus. Gene Ontology annotation, biological process: double-strand break repair via break-induced replication; DNA replication. The record is from RefSeq and is a predicted model, not a curated record. Lineage: Eukaryota; Viridiplantae; Streptophyta; Magnoliopsida; Brassicales; Brassicaceae. Bases 176 to 829 code for a protein of 217 amino acids.
AAACGUAGAAGAAACUCUACUAUUCCGAAGCUGCUAUCUCCCCUUCGCGAUCAAAAACCUUCCUUCUCUGUCUCUCUUCUUCUUCUAGUUCGUAGAAUCGGAAGAGAUCGAUCUGAUCUUCAAAUCAAAUUCUAAACCCAGUGGGAACUGAGAUCUCUUGAGAGAGAGAUUAUCAAUGGCUGGACAGACUGAUCCUCACAUCUCACUCUUUUCUCCUCAAGAGGUUGAGUUCAUGGCAGAAGACGAAAUGGUGGAGAUUGUUCCCAACAUGAACAUGGACCCGCUCAACUUCAUCGCUGGGGAUUAUGGUCGGUUCGUUCCUCAGAUUCCAACGCAAGUGCCUCUGUGGCUUGCAGUCGCACUGAAACGUAGAGGCAAAUGCACUUUCCGCCCUCCAGCCUGGUUGUCUGUUGACAAUUUGACUCAGGUCUUGGAAGCAGAACGAGAACCUCAGUCGAAAUUUCAGCCAUUACCAUCGGGUUACAUUGAGAUUGCUAGACUGCUUUUUGAUCAUGCACGUGAUGAUAUUCCAGACAUGUAUAUGGUGAAAUCACUAGUCGAGGACAUCAGAGAUGUGCGGCUUCACAAACUCGAGACUAACUUGGGAACGUUUGGAGCAGAUACAACUGCAGUAAAGAUGAAUAAUGUAUCUGCAAUGGAAGUGAACCUAGUCCGGCCAUUUGUGAUAAGAGCCUUAGAAGCGUUUUAUAAGCAUGACAAGCCAGAGCGUGAUGCAGACAGAGAUGCUAGAAGUAGUAGUAGUAGUAGUAGUAGACAACCACCCCGUGAAGCUAACAAUGAACCACGGAGACCUCUAAGGCAACGCUAAGGAGCUUCCAUCUCUUCUGUGCUAAUAUUUGUGGAACUCCCUGGGGAAUUGAGAACAUCAACAGCGUUUAUCUCUCUGUCUUACUAUCUGCCUUGUUUCUCUUGUUCGGUUACAUGCUCUUUGAUAUGUAUCAAGCAUCCUUGCACUUAAUGAGUGGUUCUGAUAUUCAGUAGAGUUAGAUUCUGGUGUGACUA